Messenger RNA from Acanthoscelides obtectus, 1991 nucleotides. The record is from the annotation of a GenBank genome assembly. NCBI's taxonomy places the organism in Eukaryota, Metazoa, Arthropoda, Insecta, Coleoptera, Chrysomelidae.
UUAGAAAAAGAUUUAAUAAUUGGUGAAAACUAUUUCAAUACUUCAUCUUUUCCGGAACCUCUUCGUCUUUACCACGUGCUAAGUCGACUGACAAUGACUUAGUGAGUGACGUACGAGAUUAACAUUAUUGACAUACGAUCGAUCGAGGGAAAAAGUUUUGUGACGUGUGUUGCCUACAUUGUGGGGAAGUUAUUUUGAGGGACGUGCGUUAUAGUACAAAAUGAAGUUCAAAAAUUAUCUUCAAGAUUAGACUAGAUAAAUGUCAUUGUGAAAGGAACGUAUUUUCGAUGUUAUCCUUCAACAGUGCUAGAGGGACCAAGAGGGCCAUUCAUCGGCAAGAAAUGACUGUGUGAAAGUACCUGCCACCCAAAACCCUUUGGCGUGGGUAGCAUAUUCCAACUCCUGAAAAUCCCCAAAAUUGUACACAGUUGCAUGCUAAAUAUGCAAGUUUUAAUUAUAUGUGAAUGUUUGAGCAGCUUUUUUGUUUAGAGGAGCUAACUUGUGUUGAACAUAUUUUUUUAUAAACAGCGUUGCGUGAGUAGUACAGAUUUAACCUACUUGACGACAUUUUUUGCAUGACAAUUGCAAAAACCACCUUAUUUCAAAGAUAAUGAAAUUGUGCAUCCGCCUUUAUAUUUCAAUUUGCGCAUACGUAUUAAGUAGUAUUUCUUCACAAUCCUUUGAUGAGAACAUAUAAUUUUGCAAUACCUAAAACAAUUAGUAAUAGAUUUCAAGCACUAAAACGCCGAGUAUUGAUAUUUCUCGUACUUGGUAGUAAUGAGUGAAGUAAUCUACCUACUAUAUGAUAUAACUUGAUUUUCAUAUUUUAUUCUGGUUACUGACACAGGAAUCAGAUAUGGCAAACGCAGUCCUACCAAACAUAAUAACCAGUAAAAAUCACGACAACCGAUCGCCUUGGAUGAAGCGUUUCAGCGCUUCAGGAAAAUCGGGGAGACCAGCAAACCUCCUAGGCACUAUCAUACUGAGACCUCCAGACAAAACGGUGACAGAGAAGAUCGUCGAAUCUCAACAGAUUUCAAUAAAGGAGAAUUCCAGUAAUGCUGUGCAAGAUUCACAGCCUCAAAGAGGAAAUGUAAUUGAUUGGUUUUUAGGGGUUGUAGGAGCUAGGCCUCCAGAAAGCAAUCAACCUGGGGAAGCAGGUUCACCACAAGUUGUUAGUGAUUGUCCACCUUGCACGUGUGGUGAGGUACUGCAACACGUGCGAAUUGUCGGAGGCAUCGAAACAUUGGUUAACGAAUUUCCUUGGAUGACGGCAUUGAUGUACAAUAACAGGUUCUACUGUGGAGCUUCUCUCAUCAAUAACAAAUACGUUCUGACAGCAGCACAUUGCGUUAACGGCUUCUCUAAAGAAAGAAUCACUGCAGUAUUCUUAGACCACGACAGGUCCACUUCUACGGAAACGCAAACGAUAACCAGGAAAAUAAAAACAGUCCACAGGCAUCGAUCUUAUGGAUCUGGCAGCAACUACAAUAAUGACAUAGCUGUGCUCCAGCUUGAUGAGGAGGUGUCUCUAAGUGGGAAGUUACAGCCAGUGUGCUUGCCACCGACUGGAAAAAGCUUUUCUGGAUAUACAGGAGUGGCAGUGGGUUGGGGAGCUACAAAGCAAAAUGGCCAAACAGCAAGCAAAUUGCAAGAAGUGAAAGUGCCAAUUAUGUCAAAUGUAGACUGCAAAAAAACGGGCUAUGGAAGUAGGAUUACGGACAACAUGGUCUGCGCUGGAUACCCUGAAGGGAAAAAGGAUUCUUGUCAGGGUGACAGCGGUGGACCAUUGCUUGUUCAGAAUGGAACAGCUUAUCAAAUUGUAGGUAUAGUUUCAUGGGGAGAAGGCUGUGCUCAAGCAAAUUACCCUGGUGUAUACACGAGAGUCAACAGGUAUAUAUCGUGGAUAAAGAGUCUUACACGGGAUGCCUGCUAUUGCUAAGUUUAUUUAUGUAUUUAACUAAUUUAAUAAUACAUGUUUCCAAAUAUCA